Molecule: messenger RNA, 637 nt
Organism: Bombyx mandarina (wild silkworm)
Lineage: Eukaryota; Metazoa; Arthropoda; Insecta; Lepidoptera; Bombycidae
Product: transmembrane protein 50A
Source: RefSeq, a predicted model, not a curated record
AUGAGUUGUUUCGAAAACAUAAGCAUGCCGAGCUGUGUUUGGUUCGAAAGCGGUGAGAAACGAAACAUUUUGGCAUCAAUAUUAGCGGGACUGCUGUUUUUCGCAGGAUGGUGGUUUAUAAUUGAUGCGGCUUCUGUAUACCCAGGGGAUCUGCCUAAUGCAGCUCAUGUAUGUGGAGUGAUGGCCACCCUGUCAAUGAUAAUGGUCAAUUCGGUGUCAAAUGCACAGGUUCGUGGAGAAACAUACACAGGUGGUUGCAUGGGACCGCGUGGUGCCAGACUUUGGCUCUUCCUUGGAUUCGUUGUUGGUUUUGCGUCCCUCAUUGCUGCCUGCUGGAUACUCUUUGCGAACUAUGUUAAUGCUAGUUCCUCCAAACACGCCUGGCCUGGAGUGGGUUUGUUCAUGCAAAAUGCCUUCAUUUUCGCUGGAUCUCUCGUGUUUAAGUUCGGACGCACUGAGGAUCUUUGGUCUUAAGCUUAAAAUCUACAUAGUAAAGUAAUAUUAUUUAAUUAAAAAUACUCCAACUUGUAUCUGUUAUUAUUAAUCGCUUCCUAAUAAUAAAAUGAGGUGACUUUGUUUUUAUUAGUUUGUAAUUAAAUUUUCCAUAAUAAACUAUAUGAUUCCAUUAUGUGUUAUA